AUGAUAUUUUUUUGCAAAGUUCUCCGAGUAAAUGUGCAUCGGGCUAUUCUACAUAAUGGGGAGAAAGUGGUGUUAAAGAUCCAGAGACCUAGUCUAAAGAAACUUUUUGAAAUUGACCUAAGAAACUUAAAACUAAUAACGGAAUACUUUCAGAGGAGUGAAACAUUUGGAGGUCCUUCAAGGGAUUGGCUAGGCAUAUAUGAUGAAUGCUCAAAGAUUCUGUAUGAAGAAAUUGACUGUAUCAAUGAAGGAAAAAAUGCUAAUAGAUUCCGUCGGCAUUUUUGUAACAUAAAGUGGGUUUGUGUACCUCUUGUCCAUUGGGACUAUACUUCCUCAAAAGUGCUAACCUUGGAGUAUGUUCCAGGAAUUAAGAUAAAUGACAUGGAAAAAAUAGAGGCACGGGGCUACAAUCGCUCUCAGAUUGCUUCUCGUGUAAUAGAAGCAUACUAAUUCAGGGAUGGAUCUCUCAUUUAUUAUGAUUUUGGCUUGAUGGGUGAAAUAAAAUCCUUCACAAGGGAGAGAUUGCUUGAAUUAUUCUAUGCAGUUAUGAAAAGGAUUCAAAUAAGGUUAUAAAAUGUCUCAUUGAUCUUGAAGCACUUGAACCGAUCGACAGGAGACUUGUCACCGGUUUGUAUUUAAACUAUGUACGUUUUUAGAUUUGUUGUACUAUUUUUAAACUGACAAGUUGAGUAAACAUUUUUUUUUUUUUGAAUAGUAGACGACAAGCGUCUUUUUUUAUGAAUAUAAACAGUACUAAACAGUACUGUAACCGGGAUGAGAGUAAACAUUUUUAGGUGAGGAGAUCUGUACAAUAUUUUCUGGAUAAUUUAAUGAGCAU
Messenger RNA from Dioscorea cayenensis subsp. rotundata (Guinea yam), 838 nucleotides. Its product is annotated as protein ACTIVITY OF BC1 COMPLEX KINASE 7, chloroplastic-like. Bases 1 to 450 code for a protein of 149 amino acids. The record is from RefSeq and is a predicted model, not a curated record. The transcript has 9 exons. Gene Ontology annotation, biological process: regulation of response to reactive oxygen species. NCBI's taxonomy places the organism in Eukaryota, Viridiplantae, Streptophyta, Magnoliopsida, Dioscoreales, Dioscoreaceae.